Molecule: messenger RNA, 474 nt
Organism: Trichomonas vaginalis G3
Lineage: Eukaryota; Parabasalia; Trichomonadida; Trichomonadidae
Exons: 1
Source: RefSeq, a predicted model, not a curated record
AUGCAAGUCAGAAAUAUUCAGAACAUAGCACCGAGUCUAACUGACAAGAGUAUAAAGAUAUACUAUGAACACGUUAUGAUGAAACCAACCAAAAUUCAAGAAAGUCAGUAUACUUAUGAAUAUCCAAGACACUGGGUAGAGUAUGUAGGAGGUGAGAAAGCUAUUGAAAUAAGACAAGUUAGAAGUAUUCCAGCAGGAAGAACAAUAUUAUUGAAGAACUUUAAUGUUUUGAGAUAUAAUGAUGAAACAAAGAAGCAAGAUAGUUUCCCUGUUGCUGUGUAUGUGAACUUAGAUACAGGAGAUGGCAUGAAAGUUUUUAACACAAAGCUUCAAACGGUAUUGAAAGAACAACUUAUAGCAGAAGGACACCCAUUACCUUCAGAAGUUACCAUAGCAUAUAAUUUUGAAACAAAUGCAAUAGAUUUUAAAAUCGUCUCUGCAAAGAAGUCAGGUUUUACAUUUAAUGAAGCAGAU